AUGUCGGCGGCCGUGGCGUGCCUGGACUACUUCGCCGCUGAGUGCUUGGUGUCCAUGUCCGCGGGCGCCGUGGUUCACCGCCGCCCGCCGGACCCCGAGGGCGCGGGCGGAGCCGCCGGCUCGGAGGUGGGUGCGGCGCCGCUGGAGUCCGCUCUGCCGGGUCCGGGGCCACCGGGGCCCGCGUCGGUCCCCCCGCUCCCCCAGGUCCCCGCCCCUAGCCCCGGCGCGGGCGGCGCCGCGCCCCACCUGCUGGCUGCAAGCGUCUUGGCUGACUUGCGCGGCGGCUCUGGGGAGGGCUUCGGGGGGAACUCGGGGGAAGCUCUGCGCGCUUCGUCCGGCUCCGCCGACCCAACCCGGUGCUCCGGGCCGACCCAGUGUGCGGAGCCGGCCCCGGUCUCCAGCGCAGCCGAAGUCUCCGGGCCCGCGCACUCCUCCGGCGCGCAGGCGGUCCCCGGCGCACCAGCCGUCCCCGGAGCGCCUGCCGACCCCGGCGCGGUCCCCUGCGCGGCCCCAGGGGCGGGCCCCGCCCCCGCCACAGGCCCGGGACCCCGUCGGAGGCCGGUGACACCUGCUGCCAAGCGCCACCGCUGCCCCUUCCCGGGCUGCAACAAAGCUUAUUACAAGUCGUCGCAUCUGAAGUCCCACCAGCGCACCCACACGGGUGAGCGCCCUUUCUCCUGCGACUGGCUCGACUGCGACAAGAAGUUCACCCGCUCCGACGAGCUGGCCCGCCACUACAGGACGCACACAGGCGAGAAGCGCUUCUCCUGCCCCCUCUGCCCCAAGCAGUUCUCCCGGAGCGACCACCUGACCAAGCACGCCCGCCGCCACCCGGCCUACCACCCCGACAUGAUCGAGUACAGGGGGCGCCGUCGCACUCCCCGCAUCGACCCGCCACCUCGCGUCGACCCGCCACCUGCCAACCUGGUGGACACCACCGGCUCCCUUCAGAUCCUGGUGCCCAGCUUCACCGCCUGCCUGUCUGAUGGUCGUUGCUUUUAGUCGUCCCCUCAAGGACGAUCUCCCAGGCCGUGGUCCCUGCCUUCUCGCUGCCCAUCCCUCUUUCCCAGAGUCAUUAGUUCAAGGCACAGACUGGUUCCUCUGCUCUGAGGGUGGUUGCAGGCAGGCGCGUUGGACCCUGGGGAGGGACCGAGGGUCCGAAAAUAGCAGGAGUUCUUACAACACAU
This is a messenger RNA of Talpa occidentalis (Iberian mole), 1187 nucleotides long. It is a transcript of the gene KLF14, whose product is annotated as KLF transcription factor 14. The record is from RefSeq and is a predicted model, not a curated record. Gene Ontology annotation, biological process: regulation of transcription by RNA polymerase II. Lineage: Eukaryota; Metazoa; Chordata; Mammalia; Eulipotyphla; Talpidae. Gene Ontology annotation, molecular function: DNA-binding transcription factor activity, RNA polymerase II-specific; RNA polymerase II cis-regulatory region sequence-specific DNA binding. The transcript has a single exon. Bases 1 to 1002 code for a protein of 333 amino acids.